CCUUCAAAAGUAUUAGCUAUAUAUCAAAUUCGAGCUAAAAUUUAUCAAGAUGAAACAAAUGCUAAUAUAGACUAUGCCCGGGAAUGUUUUUAUUCUAAUAGUAUAUUAAAUAAUCAGCUAGAUAAAAUGGAAAUAGAGAACUUUGAAGAGGCACAAGAUGACAAAAGAAAUAUGUUAAUAGAAAAUGAUAUUGAAUUAGAAGAAGAAUGGCAUAAAAUCAUUCAACAUUGGAUUGAAUUUUUGUUAACUAUUUUUGUAGAAAAUCUUGAUGAUAAUAUUUGCCAACAAGUUAAUAAUUUAGAACAUCCCACAGAAGAUAACUCAGCUAAAUGGAAUUUAUAUGAUUUAUUUGUUUCAGACUUAGAAAUUCUGGAUUAUUUUAAUAUGCUUUAA
Dentiscutata erythropus is the source of this 393-nucleotide messenger RNA. The record is from the annotation of a GenBank genome assembly. Lineage: Eukaryota; Fungi; Glomeromycota; Glomeromycetes; Diversisporales; Gigasporaceae.